AUGGCGACUCUUAUCUCUCGAGGAAUAGUUUCGCCUUCAAAUGCCGAAUUGCUUCACAACACGAUUGGUUUGAACGCAACUUGGGUGAUGGCCAAGAUGCGUUUCGAAGAUUGGCUUAUGUGUGUUGCCAUGUGCUUCUAUAGCGUUCUUCUGGUCUUGAUCAACGUAUCAGCUAGAUAUGAAACCAAUCUGUUCCCACCAGAACAAUUGGCUUCUAUCUUGGCUGACCCCGAAGAUGUUGCUUCUCGUAUCUAUGGCUCUAUCAUUGUAAUCCCGCUUGAGCAAUGCAUGCUUGCAUCUACUUGGUGUGUCAAGAUUUGUAUUUGGCUGUUUUUGUGGCGUCUUUGCCGCAAUCUUCCAAAUUUGCAAAUGGCACUCAAGAUACUCAUGGCCUACAUCAUUUCCGGAUAUGUCAUCAUCAUGUUUGUUUACUAUGUCGGUGUCUGCCGUCCUUUCAAACAAUACUGGGCAGUUCCUGUUCAAAAUGAACAAUGCGCAACUUAUCAACAUUAUUCCAUCGUUCAAAUGGCCUUCAACAUAUCUUCCGAUCUCGGCUUGAUCAUUAUUCCGCUUCGAAUGUUCUGGAUUGCACGUUUGCCACACAGACGUAAGGCUAUCUUGAUGGCUGUUUUCUCUCUCGCUGUCUUUACAAUCCUCGCUGCUGUUCUGAACAAGUACUACAAUUUCGCCAGCCCAAUGACAACAACUUAUCAACUUUGGUACAUCCGUGAGUCCUCCGUGGCCAUCUGGGUUGGUAACCUUAUUUGCUGUUGGCAGAUAGUUCAAAAGAUUUUCAAAGCUCGAUCUUUUGACAACCAAAAGGCCGAGAUUGAAAUGAACCCAGAGAUGAUUGCGCGCAUGCAACAUCCUUCAAACUACACUGAGCAUGGCAGCCCCAAGCCCAAAGACUGGAUGGAUCAGCUCAUUGCUCGUCGCAGAGCUUUGGGGGAAUUCCUCUCUGUUCAUACCACUCGUCUUACCACCCGUGGCACUAGUCGUUCUGGAGCACACUUGAACUCUUCCAGUGAUCAAGCUGCAUUUGCCAACUCUCGUGGUGACCCAACCUCUAUGAUGACCAUGGAGAAAGGUGACGAGGAGGCCAUUUCGCCCACUCUCGCCUACAGAGAAAAUGAGAAGGUUGUCUAA
Molecule: messenger RNA, 1146 nt
Organism: Sclerotinia borealis F-4128
Lineage: Eukaryota; Fungi; Ascomycota; Leotiomycetes; Helotiales; Sclerotiniaceae
Source: the annotation of a GenBank genome assembly